Messenger RNA from Aethina tumida (small hive beetle), 4807 nucleotides. RefSeq names its product titin homolog. The coding region runs from base 563 to 4408 and encodes 1281 amino acids. The transcript has 9 exons. NCBI's taxonomy places the organism in Eukaryota, Metazoa, Arthropoda, Insecta, Coleoptera, Nitidulidae. The record is from RefSeq and is a predicted model, not a curated record.
UAGUAUGUCGAAUUUUGGUUUAGACCAAUUUGAAUAACAAACGUAAGACUCCGACAAAAGAUUGAUGAUAGUUUUGGUUUACCCCUGAUGUACCAAGUCUUAUCGAGCUCAUACAUCAUUGAGCCCCGGUAACAUCUGCGAUCCGAGAUUCAUUGCUUUCGGUGAAUUAUCGGAGUCGUCUUACCGUACGGUGCACUAUUGAGUGGUGGGAGUGUGCGGUAAGAAUCUCGACUUGGGAUUCUCAAGAACCAAGUGCCGGCGGACCCGUCUGGAAGUGGAAUUUUAGGCCGUCACCGAAGCAGUCCGCUCCGUCCGUUCGCUGGGUCUGGUUGCUGUUGCACUCGUAGUCGCGCAACAUUCGGUUUCACGGUAAUAUUUGUACGUGCUGAUAAGUGCCAGUGUGUUGAAUUAGCCGUUUGGACUGAAUAGUUUGUUGAUACUGGUGAUUAAUUGGAUAUAAAAGGGCCUUGUUUUCAUUCAAGAGAUUGAUUUCCACUUGUCUCGGCGUGAACUCCAUACAAAUGGACUUAUAAUUCAAUGAGAGAACCGCAUAACCAAAACAAUGUCAUCUGCGAUAUGCCAAAACUUUGUCCAGAAUGCUUGGAAAAAAGAAUUAUGCUCAAAUUGCUUUAAAUCCAAGGACGAACACGCCACAAAGUCAAAAUUAAAACCUGUUCCGGCAACAACCAAUAAAAAGGUGGAGAGUAUCAUCAAGAAACCAAAUAAGUUUAAACCAAAACAAACUGUUUGUUUUCCUAAUGAGCUUACAGAAAUUAUUGGAUUUGGUGGCGAAGAUUGGGCUUCCGAAAAUGAAGAGGAAGAAGAUACUAUUGAUGAUUCUGAGGACAGUGAAAACAGUGAAGAAGAUUCUGUAACUGAAUCAGAUGAUGAUAUCAAAGAGUUAAAACGAAUUACUAAGGAAAACACUGAUUUUAAUACUACGGGAUUAGCUGAAGUGGAACCUAAGAAGACGUUUACUCAACUGUUACUAGGACAACCUGUCUUAGAUAAAGAUGGCAAAAAGCAGACAUUAUUAGUAUCAGUGACUCCUUUCGGCGAAGAAACUACUUCCAAAAAAAUUAGUAAAAGCUCGCACAUUCCAAUAUCAAAGGCGACAAGAGAAGUUGCUGUUGCAGAUACCAAAACUAAUGUAGUUUUGAAAUCUUAUACAAAAAAUGAUGAACAUAAGAUGGAAAUGGAAGAGAAAUCUCUAUUGGAUGAAAUAUCAGAAACAUUGGAGAAGGGCAAAAAUCCUAUUCAAAUAAUGGCCCGUAAGAAAAUUCAAAAGGAAAUAGUACUUACUGUUUCAAAAUCCGAUUGUAAUAAAGAAAAUGAAGGUGAAAAUUCAACCGACUCUAAAACGAUAAAAGAAAACAAUCAAGUCGAUUCUAAGCAGAAAUCCAAUGUACCUGAAAAGAGAGUGAGCUUAACUCGUACACCAGCUCUUAUCAAAAAAGACAAUGAAAAGCCUGUACAAUAUCAAACAUCUACGGCGAAAAUAGAGUUACUGAACACCAAGAACUUAAAACUUAAUAAAGAGACUGUAAAUAAUAAUAAUAAGGCUAAAAGUGAAGUUAACAAUAAUGAAAAGACUGAUAGUAUAGAAAAACCUAUUGAACAGAAGGACAGUACCGUAGGCAUAAGUAAUUUCAUCAAGGCUGAAAUAAAAAGCAAUGAACAGCAACAAAUCACGCUUGAUCAAGAAUCUAGUCCCAACGAAUCAGACGAAGUGAACAACAAUAAGGCAACCAAAAACAAUAUAUCCGAUUUAUGCGAAUCAAAAGAAAAGAAGGACGAGAUCAACUCAAACAUGGCAGAGAAAACUACCCUAGAAAGAAAGGAAAAAGUUGUCGGAUUACCGCCGCCAGUUCCCAAGUACACUAACAUGAUUUUCCCACAAAGUAGGGAAUUGGCGGGUGAACCAGACGGAAGGGCUGACCCGGAAGUGAUCAAUGAAUUGCCAGCUCUUCCUUUAACUCCUCCACCAGUUAUGGAAGUGCAAUCAUCCUUUUUACACGCCAAUCAUUCUUUGUACGAGAAACCCAAAAUUCCUAAUAAACCUGCCACCGUACUUAUUCGAAAGCCUGUCAAUCCUAAUCAACAGAUAGUUCCUGCUCAGACUCUGACUACAUUCUGCAGUGAUCCCAAACUCAAAGAAGAGAAAAUGGCAUUGUGCAAACAGGAUUCUUUUGACAGUGAUUUAUCGGUUAAAGGAAUCAAUAAGAGACGUGCACCAAAACCACCAGAAGAUAAUGGCAUUUACGCAAGACAUUCGAGUAGCUCUAUUACUGGGGAUUCUCCAGUGGUACGUGAAAAGGAAAAGAGGGAACGUGCUUCUUCCUGUACCCCAAAAAUAUACGGAGUAUGUAACAGUCCACAAGGUGAACCAGAGUACAGCACUUUACCAGAACCCGCUCCAAGAAAAUCUUUAUCUAUUUCUACUGACAGUCUAACUUCGAACUGUGGAGAAGAGAGGAAGGCCAAGACAAAAGGCAGAUUUAGCUUGAAGAAGUUCUUACGUAUGGGAUCCAGUAAAGAGUUAAACAAACUACCAGUGGACGUUAAAAUUGAAGAGCAGCAGGUGGAACAACCUCCACAACCAAAACCAAGAUUAGUUAUCGUACAUCCGUCAGAAUUAAAUGGAACAAAAGUUGAGGUUGUCCAAAAACCAACUAUAGAUCAAGUAGAUUACCAAACAAGCUCAAGCAGCGAAUACGAAUCUUUCAGCCCGAAACUCAAUAAACCUCCACCGCCUCCAAGAAAUUACGAUGAAUGGAAUAGAAACUCCAAACCCAGCCUUCCUCAUCCACCUAAAUCUGCGGAUAUAAUGAACAAACAGAGACAAAUAUCUAGAAGUAACUCUGCUGUGAAGAAAACUGAGACUGUCUAUGCAAAUCUUGGGGAAGUCAGAAACUCUAUCGUUCCAAACAAACCACAAAGAACUGCGAGUAUGAGAGAAAGAGAGGCGUUACAACAGAAACAAAUCCAACGCAAAAAUGGCGACUACGAACGAAUUAAUGUUAAAGAGACUGAAAAUGUCUACGAUUACAUAAAUAGUGCUAGAUCAAGCAGUCCAGACUCGGAUUCUAGCAGGGGUGGUAAAAGAAGCCCUACUAUAAAGAAUAUACGAUUAAAUAAACGAUCAGAGAGCAGCAUAGAUGUAUCGGGAGAUUACUUUAAGUACAAUAAUAUUCCGAGAUCUAUGUCUUUAACGUAUUGUGGCAGCGAAACUGAAUCGGAAAUUUAUUCGCCUUAUGGAUUUUAUGGAAGUGAAUCUGAAGUAACUGAAGACGAUCACGAUUGGAUUCAAAAUGGAAGAACGCAUAAACUAAGAUCUAGGAAGGGCAGAAGUAUUGUCCACAAAAAUUUGGAAGACAACUAUGGUGCUGUUGUUGUAGCUAACCAUGAAGCCUUAGCUCAAGUGUUAGAAAAUAUCCAACAAACCAGUCACAUCUUGCCAGCUCUGAGGGGUCUGAAGACUGCCCAGAACCUAAGAUGGUCAGAUUUCUCUAUGAAAUCAGGUACGCAACCGGUCAUCGUUGGACAGAGGGCCUUUCUGCAAGCAUUGUGGGGCGCCCAGCACGUGACAUUGGUCGUAAAUGCUGGAUCAUUGACUACGAGCACAAUGUCACUGGGAACCUUCAGUUUAACACCUGUCACCGAAUUCAACGAUCUUGUGCCUUCUUCCUAUCUACCAAUGAGUGGUAAUGAAGGCAGCAAACAGAUUCAAGCGAAUAUUGCAGUGUUACCGUGGUUGCAAAUUAAUACGAUCCAAUCGUACAGCGACUUGCUUAAAAAUAAGCCCUCAGCAAAUCAAGAAGAGAAUUGGAAAGAUGCCAGUUUCGUGAUGCUGCAGCUAGUAAACGCACUGAAAUGUCUGCAAGCUCAAGGAAUUGAAGAAAUGCCAGUAUCCCUUAACAGUUUUAUCUUGUGCAAAGAAAUGGAAAGGGAAACUUACCACAGACUGUGCGUCUUACAAGGAUUGGGCUCAGAAAUAUCCAACAAAGCGGAAGAAAAAUAUGGAACUUUGUGCAUGUGCGCAUCUAAAGCUUUAUUGGUCCUUCAACCCACCGCCAAGAUUACAACCCUCAUUCAGUCUCUUUUGAGUAAUGAAAGGGCAGUAUCUUUAACUCAAGUGAAGUCCAUUUUGGAAUUCACUCUUUGGGGACCGUCUGACGUUAACUUGGGCAGUACAAUAAGAGAAAGAGAGUUGGCACUUCAACGGUGGUUGGAUUUGCAAAGGGCUACAGUGUUACACGGUCUUGUAUGUGCAAGAGUUCAACUUACUGUUUAUGAAGAGUGUCAUUUAUUGUUCUUAGUGCGUAGCAAUUCAAGAAUGAUGUGCGAUGCUUCUUUACUUAUUGAAUCGAGUAACAUGAAGCACGCAUAUUUGAACAGUCACAAAUAAUCUGGCGAAUAUUAUUCAUAAUAAGUACUAUUUUAAUUUAUUACUAUUAAUCAAAGAUAUUCAAAGUAUCUUUAUGAUUAAUAUUAAAGUUUUAUGAAUACAACAAUCACAUUUUGCCAAUUGUCUUACCAUAACUUAUUUUUUAAUGUACAUGGUGUUAGACUAACUUAUUUUUAUAGUGUAUAUAUCAAAAUUUCUAGCUUAUGUACUGCCAGAAUAUUAUAUGUUUAUUGUAUAUAUUAAGAUUAUAUAAUUUUAUAAUUUAUUGGUUUUUGGAGAUAUUUUCAACUAAUUUAUAUGUUUAUCUUAAUAUUUUAGUAGUAUUGUUUAUUAUGUAUAAAAUACAGUGCCUUAUGUAACAUUUUUAUAUACAAAUAAAUUUAUUUGUAUCUUUCAUAA